Abrus precatorius (Indian licorice) is the source of this 727-nucleotide messenger RNA. Its product is annotated as protein yippee-like At4g27745. NCBI's taxonomy places the organism in Eukaryota, Viridiplantae, Streptophyta, Magnoliopsida, Fabales, Fabaceae. The record is from RefSeq and is a predicted model, not a curated record. The coding region runs from base 304 to 624 and encodes 106 amino acids. The transcript has 3 exons.
UUUAGUGAUGGAAAAACUUUUUAACUGUCAUUAAAUGUAUUCAUAAGCACUGAUUCACUGCACAAAUCAAAUCCAACAUCUGAACUCUGUUUACGUUGAAAGAGAGAGAGAGAGUUGAGAGCAGAAUCCCACAUUCUGAGUGACACAUCCCUUCUACCCAGGAAGCAGAGAACCCUAAAAAUGAGAACUUGCUGAUGAAAAGAGGCAUCUUGAACUUUAAGGCAAUCAAUCUCCUACGGCUACUACAGGGGACAGGUGAGACUAGGGGAGAGAGUUGAUAUAAAAUAUAAAUUAACCUUUGAUAUGGAGAAUUUGAUUGGACCCAGAUUGUACAGUUGCUCUAAUUGUAGAAACCUUGUUGCCCUUCAUGAUGAUGUGAUUUCAAAAGCCUUUCAGGGAAGAAGUGGAAGAGCUUUUCUGUUCUCCCAUGCAAUGAACGUAACUGUAGGGCCAAAGGAAGAUAGACAACUUACGACGGGUCUGCACACAGUUGCUGAUGUCUACUGUUGUGACUGCCGUGAGGUGCUUGGUUGGAAGUAUGAACGAGCCUAUGAGGAAACCCAGAAGUACAAGGAAGGCAAGUUUAUACUUGAAAAGUCUAAAAUUGUCAGGGAAAAUUGGUAGUGGCAGCAAGCAUCCACUCUAUUAAUCUUAUAAAUCAUUCCAAAAUGGUUUGGUUGUUGUGUUUUGAUGCAUAUAUAUUCUACAUGUCCAUUUUGGCAUUUCA